Arachis duranensis is the source of this 2487-nucleotide messenger RNA. Its product is annotated as receptor-like cytosolic serine/threonine-protein kinase RBK2. The record is from RefSeq and is a predicted model, not a curated record. The transcript is spliced from 7 exons. Gene Ontology annotation, molecular function: ATP binding; protein kinase activity. The coding region runs from base 814 to 2058 and encodes 414 amino acids. Lineage: Eukaryota; Viridiplantae; Streptophyta; Magnoliopsida; Fabales; Fabaceae. Gene Ontology annotation, biological process: protein phosphorylation.
AACAUUUUGUGACAAAGUAAACGAAAGAAAAAGGUGCAAUGAUGAUAGUAGUUUGCUGAAGCGGAGAUGCUAAGUAAAUUAAAAAAACCUUUCUGAUAUGUCUCUUUCCUCUGUCUCCUCCUCUGUUUCCUCUGUUUCUGUUCUGUUUUUUUUUUUUUUUUUCUGUUCCAUGUUUUCAUCAUACAAUUUAAUAAAAUCAUAUUAAUAGUUUUAUUUAAAACUUUCACUAACGUUUUCUAUCUUCUAAGUUUCCUUGCAUUUAUUGAGAGAUGAUGAUGUGUUUUUCUUAUAUGUUUUUGAGAUGCAGGGGACUCUCUUCUUCUUCUUCUUUGGUGUGUCAUUAGAUUAAAUUUUUUUUUUCCUGUUGCUUUGGCUUAUCCAUUUGGGAUUCUUUGAUUCCUUCAUCACUCAGAGGAAAAUUUCUUCUCUUUGAAAAUUUUUGUUUCUUAUGAAAAAAUCCUUAGAUAUUCCAAUCUUUUCUCUCUAAGAUACCAAAAGGUUCCUUCUUCCAAUGUCUUCAAUUUAAUUAUUUGCAUCCACUUUUAUUAGUAGUCCCCUCAGCUCUUAUUAUUACAUAUUUUUUCAUAUAAACUCUUAAUCUUUUGUUUAUGGGUGGCUCUUAAUUUAUCAGAUUUCUCUAUACCUUGUACCUAAGAGGGAAAAAGAAUUUGGUACCACAAAAAUAUCUAUUUUAUAUAUAUUUUAAUUUUCACCAUGAAAAUUGUCAUUUUCUUGGUUGGUUUUUAAUAUAUAAAUAUAUUUCAUUUUCUAAAUUUUUCUGUGUUUUGGAGGGUCUCCCAAAAAAGAAAAAAAAUGAAGGAAAAAGUGGAUUCACCAGUUACAGUUCUUGAGGACUAUUUCAGGUCCUCAGAUUCAUCAGAAACAAGUUGUUCAAAAGAUCAUGAUCAUAGUGGUUUGGAUUCUGAGUCUCAAGAAAUUUCAAGGCCAAGUUGUUCAAGGUGGCAUUCAUUUGUUCAAAUUUUGAAGGGAAAAUCAUCAUCCAAGAACAACACAUUGUUGCACCCUUUGAACAUAUCAAGAAGAAUGAGUAGUAGCAUGAGAGAAUCUCUAUGGCCAAGUUGCCUCUUAGAUGUUGCAAGCCCUUCACCUUGUAGGUCACCUUGGAAGAUCUUCUCUCACCAUGAUAUUCAACUAGCAACCAAUCAUUUCAGCCAAGAAAACUUGAUUGGAAAAGGUGGUUAUGCUGAGGUUUACAAAGGGUGUUUACCAAAUAAUCAGCUUGUAGCAAUUAAGAGGCUAACAAGAGGAACUGCUGAUGAGAUCAUAGGUGACUUUUUAUCAGAACUUGGAGUUAUGGCACAUGUGAAUCACCCCAACACUGCUAAGCUUGUUGGUUAUGGUGUGGAUGGUGGAAUGCACCUUGUUCUUGAAUUGUCUGAGAAAGGGAGCUUAGCUUCACUGCUUUAUGGUUCCAAGGAGAAAUUAGCAUGGUGCAUCAGGCAAAAAAUUGCAGUAGGAACAGCAAAGGGUAUAUUAUAUCUUCAUGAGGGUUGUCAAAGAAGAAUAAUUCAUAGAGAUAUAAAAGCUGCAAAUAUAUUGCUCACUGAGGACUAUGAGCCUCAGAUAUGUGAUUUUGGGCUAGCAAAAUGGCUACCGGAGAAUUGGACUCACCACACUGUUUCAAAAUUUGAAGGAACUUUUGGGUACCUUGCACCUGAGUACUUGCUUCAUGGAAUUGUUGAUGAGAAAACAGAUGUAUUUGCUUUUGGUGUGCUUCUAUUAGAAUUGGUCAGUGGAAGGCGUGCACUUGAUUAUUCACAACAAAGCCUUGUUUUGUGGGCAAAACCAUUGCUGAGAAAGAAUGAAAUUAAGGAGUUGAUUGAUCCAUCACUAGAUGAAGAAUUUGACACAAGGGAGUUGAAUCUCAUGUUAUUGGCAGCUUCUUUGUGCAUUCAACAAUCUUCAAUUCGCCGCCCCUCUAUCAGACAGGUUGUUCAACUUUUAAAUGGAAAUCUCAACUGCUUUAAGGGCGUGAAGAAAACUAGAUUUCCAUUCUUCAGAAAAGUCUUCCAAGAAGAACUCCUUGAUUCUGAAUAAUUUGAAGGGAAAUGCAACAAUAUAUCAGGUUGAAUUUGGUACAUUAUAUAUUAAGAUCAAUUACUUUUGAAAUAUUCAAAUAUAUACAGUUUGAUUAUUUUAGUGUAUGAUGUGCCAAAUUCAAUCCGUUGCAUUCAAGACUUACCUUUUGGUGCAACAUGAAAAUCACAUGAUCUUCUUCAGCAUGCACACACAAAAAGGAAGAUUGUGAUCACUGAUGAGUUAAUGGUAAUUGAUGCAUGUGAUCAACUUCUUUUAUUCAUUUUGCCACAAAAAAAGUGUUUUUCUCAAUCCAAACAAGGCAUUGAUGGGCUUCUAUAUAUAGGAAUUGACUCAUCAAACCCAAAAAGUUUUGCACUUUGUGAAGCCCAAAAGAAGCAUUCUAUUGCCCCUACACCUGUGUACAUAAUAGAAUUUUAUUUUAUUUUA